Harmonia axyridis is the source of this 1169-nucleotide messenger RNA. RefSeq lists its product as uncharacterized. Gene Ontology annotation, biological process: positive regulation of MAPK cascade. Gene Ontology annotation, molecular function: protein binding; transmembrane receptor protein tyrosine kinase activator activity. Lineage: Eukaryota; Metazoa; Arthropoda; Insecta; Coleoptera; Coccinellidae. The transcript is spliced from 6 exons. Bases 425 to 823 code for a protein of 132 amino acids. Gene Ontology annotation, cellular component: terminal bouton. The record is from RefSeq and is a predicted model, not a curated record.
UGGCGGCGGCUUACGUCGGUAGUAGAGAGGCGACGUCGACCAUUUCCCAAAUCAGAAACGUUCAGAGGGGGGAGAAGCUAAGAGGUGUGCUAUCGCGGGGAAACGUCAAUAAGAUCCCUGUCAAUGUAGUUUGUAGUUAGCAGCAAGCAAGAGCUAAAUGGUCAACGUGUGAACUGCAACAAGUGGAAACUCAAGAUCAUGUACGAAUCCUUCUGGAAAGUUUUCAGUUUUUUACAAACUCUUCAGAACAGUCUAUCCUAACCGGAAGGAUGUACUUCAAUUCGCUAUUUUUUCCGAACAUACCUGAAAUACCAACAGAAAAUUUUUCGUGUUCAAUACCUGGAUUAUAUAGGACACUACUUUAUACUGAAAAGCGAAAUGGGCCUCUUAGCCAUGGUGAUUUGAUAGGUUAGUUGCAUGGGAUAUGAGGACUGUUUUAGCAGUCUUAUGGGUCUGUGUCAUCGCAGAAACAAGAGAAACCUUCUUUAGAAGGCCGAGUGAUUUUUCCUCGGAGAAGGAAAUAUUCAGCAAUUUAGCAAGUAGUUCGCAAAUUAUGCUUCGAUCUACCAGAGGGGCACGACAAUACGAUGUCCCACAAAUAGAAUGUCCACCAGCUGCAGACGGUAUGGACAGGUUCGCCUGCCCUACACCGGAUCGGCAGGGCCGAUACCACUGCAUCGAUGAUCACGUCCUAUGCGACGGUUUCAUCGAUUGUCCUACAGGUGAAGACGAAGAUAGGCAAGCCUGUAUGUUCUAUAAAACGACUAAAGCGCACCUUGAUGUCCUGGCUGAUGCCUUACUCCAGUGGGCAAGGGGCCGUUAACACUGGCUACAAUGGAGAUAUAAGAGGGCCCUCGCUUGUCAGGUCCGUGAGCUCUCUUCUUAUCAACUACAUCUACAUUCUACUGGCCUACACAGAGAGUAAAAAGACUUCGCAAGCUUUAGACCCCUGGUCGCACUGCCAGAUGUAUAUAGUAUAAAAAAAAUUCAAGAAGAUGUAAAUAACCAAAGAAUCAAUAAAAAUCUGCGGCAGUACUUUCAUUAGAUUAGUAUCAAGAGAGCUGGAUGAAUGAUACAUGGAAUUGAAUCAACCGAGUUUCAAUAGAAUCCGAUAAAUUUAUACUUCAUAUAUGCUCUUGUCUCGAAUAUUCAAUUUUUAUUUGAAACGU